Messenger RNA from Spirodela intermedia, 540 nucleotides. NCBI's taxonomy places the organism in Eukaryota, Viridiplantae, Streptophyta, Magnoliopsida, Alismatales, Araceae. The record is from the annotation of a GenBank genome assembly.
AUGUACCGAUCAAGCAUCACAAGGAAGCUCCUGCCAGCCAGGACGGCCCUGGGGAAGCUCGCCACCGCGCUCCGGCUCGGGGGCUUCCGGCUCAGGCCGUCCAAGGCCUUCAAACGCACCGCCAGCGGGAUCAGCGUCGGGGUCUCCGCCAUCCUCGGCGGCCGCCGCCGGCCUCCGUCCCGGUUUCGGCUCAAGAGCCGCCCUCCCUUACGCCUGCCCUCCGACCAGAGUUUGCUUCUCCACCGCCGCAGUCUCCCGCCGCCCGAGCUCGCCGACGACCUCUCCGACAAACCCGUCAUCCCGGUGCACGUCGAGCCCUCGCUCGAGCUCGACACUGCCGCCGGCGCCGUCGCAGACGAGACGGGGGUGAGUGAGCCGCGGCAGAUGGGCAGCGCCGAGGAGAAGCUUCCGGGGACCAAUCAGCUGGAGGGGAUAGACCUGAGGGCCGAGCUCUUCAUCGCCGCAUUCAGGGAGAAGAUGAGGGAGGAGUCGCAGAGAUCCUCCGAUGAUCGCCUGGAGACGCUCUCCCCAGGGCUCUAG